UUGGCGGCGGUGACGGCGAGAGGUGGCCAGGAGCAGUGUGGGCUGAGAGGUAACUCGGGGACUGUGGUUACCGGGUACGGACCGAUAUGGGGCUCCAAUCAGAAGCCUCCUAGGUACGAUACUGAGGGCAGACCGGUAUCGACUGGCGGAGCCAGUUCAACG
Molecule: messenger RNA, 162 nt
Organism: Phytophthora sojae
Lineage: Eukaryota; Oomycota; Peronosporomycetes; Peronosporales; Peronosporaceae
Exons: 1
Source: RefSeq, a predicted model, not a curated record